AUGAUCUCUAAUAUUAAAAACCACUCAGAUGAUGAGUCAAAAAAUAAUAAACCUUUCUUAUUGUUUAUGAUAAAUAAUAAUAAGGAAAAGUUGAAUAUCGAUAUGCAUAACACAAAGGAAAAAGACAAACUUAAUUGUAACUUAAAUAAAACACAGGAAAAUACAAGUGCCACUAAUAAAAACAAUAAUACCAAUGAUAAGACAAUUUAUGAAAGUAGUGUGUGUAAUGUACAAAAUGUAGAACAAGAUAUUAUUCCUUGUAUUUUUAUGGAUGAAAAGGAAAAAAAAGUAAAAAAUUACAAACAAGAUGAAACAUAUGAUAUGAAAUGUUCUACAAGUAUAAAUGAGUAUUUACAAAAAAGUAAUUUAAUUACUAUGAAUAAUGAUGAAGAUUCAAAAUCCGAAAAAAAUGAUAAUUAUAUCAAUAUAAGCAAUAAAAUUUCCGAUUAUAAUAAAAAUAAUACUAAUUAUAGUAGUAAUGGUAGUACAAGUGAUAGUAGCCAUAAUAAUAAUAUGUUUUAUGAAGAUUUAUUAAGCUCACAAAAUAGCCAAAUGUCAGUUUUGAACUCAAAUAAUUCGGAAAAUUGUCAAUUAAUGGAUAUUAAUUCGACUGAAAUUGUUCAAAAUUUAAAAAAUAACAUAAGUAUCAAUUUAAAGCCUUUUAAGAAAAAUAAUAUUCAUGAAAAUUCCAUAAAUACAGACAUUCAAAAUGAUCAAUCGUCUAUAAUUAAAAGUACAGAUCAAAAAUGUAACAUAUAUAAUAAAGAUUGUAAUGGCAUAAAUUAUAUCGAAAAUAAUAGUAAUUUUACUGAUAAAAAUAAAAACGCCCAAAAUAGUAAUGAAGAUAAAGAGAAGGAAAUAUAUCAUAAAAAUGAUGAUGAUGAUGAUGAUGAUAAGAAAUAUAUAAUGAGUUAUGUAAAUAGAAAUAAAAGAAAUGAUAUAAUGAUUGAUAAUGAAAAAGAUAUAAAAGUUGAUAAUAGAUAUAAUAAAAUAAUAGAAAAACAAACAGAUAAAAUAUUCAUUAAAAAUUGUGUAAAAAUUAACAAAUCAGAAAAUAAGCAAAAUGAAAUUAAAAAUAAUGAUAAAGAUCAGGGAAAAUGUAAUGUGGAAAUAGUUGAUAAUAUAAUUAAACAACAUAAUAAUAGAUUUAAAAAUAAAAAGGAAAUUAAAAACAUAAAAAAUAAACUUGUAAAUAAAAGGAAAUUAACAAUGGAAAAAAUUAUAAAGGAAAUUAACAAAUGGGAAAAAGUUAAUUAUACAUAUGAUCGAUUAAAAAAAUGGAAUAUUUAUGAAAAAAAUAAGUGCAUUAAUAUUUACGGGAAUCGUGUGCAUAUUAUUAGAUGUUUAAAAAAUAAAUAUAAUAAUAUGAACAAUUAUAUUAUUUUUAAUAAUUCUACACACAACAUAGGAUCUCAUGCUGUUCUUAAACAAGGUAAUGAAAAAGUUGAAAAUUCAAUAGAAGGCAAAGUUGGAAAAUUUGAACAUAAUUAUAAACAAUGUAAUGAUAAUAAUAAUAAUGAAAAAUGUAUUGGAGAACAUAAAAAUACCGGUGUUAAAAGUGAAAUUGAUAAUUCAAGUUAUAUUAAAAAAUAUAUAACAUUAAAAAAAAUUAAGGAACACUUUAUGAGUUGUAAAACGAAUUGUAAUAAUGUAGAUGAAGAUAAUAAAAAUCGAAAUAUAAAAAACAACAAAAUACAGAAGGAAAAAGAUAAUCCACAUAAAAAUAAGACAAAUAAAAAUAUUUUAUACACACUUUUUGAAAAUAAAAAUGAUGGAUGUAGAAAUGUUGUAACAACUCAUAAAAUAGGUAAAGAAGAAAAUAAAAGGGAUCCACAAAAUACAUUAAUAAAAGCUGAACAUAUUGGAUUAGUAACAAACCCGUUAAGUAAUUCAAGUAAACAAAAUGAAGAACCAAAUAAUGAUAAAAGUAUAAAUAUUAUACAAGAAAAUAAAAAGGCACAAAUUAAUGUGGAUGAAAAAAAUAAGCAUAAUUGUCCAUUAAGCAGAACUAAUUGUAUCAAUUAUGACUUAACAAGAAAUAAUGACAAUAAUGAUGAAAAUGAUGAAAAUGAUGAAAAUGGUGAAAAUGGUGAAAAUUAUGAAAAUGAUGAAAAUGGUGAAAAUUAUGAAAAUGAUGAAAAUUAUGAAAAUGGUGAAAAUGAUGAAAAUUAUGAAAAUGGUGAAAAUGAUGAAAAUGAUAAAAAUGAUGAUGAAAUUUUAUAUAGAUCUAAAAAUGAUUUUAAUACAAAUUUAAAUAUUAUAAAUGAAAAUCCAAAAAAUGAUGUUAUAGAAAAUAGUACUCAAAUUACAAGUAAUCAAAGUAAGACAGAUAAUAAAAAUAGUGACCAACGAUCUAACCACAUUAAUAAUAAAAACUCUAAAGAUAUACAUCAAUCAAAUAAUAAUAUAAAAAUUGAAGAUUCAUUAAUAUGUACAAAUGAAAUAAAUAUGAAAACUUUACAUAAUAAUAAUGACCAAAUUGAAGAAAAUCGAUUAUCAAGCAAUACAAAUAUGUUAAACUAUAUUAUAAGUAUAUUAGGGAAUGGUAAUCAUGGAUUUUGUGAUACAUUUGUAAAUGGUAAUAACUAUAAAAAAAAUAAUUCUUAUGAAAUUACAAUUGGUAAUAAUAAAUCAGCAAAUGAUGUAUCUAAAAAUAUGAAUAACAAUAUGGUUAUAUUAUACAAUAAUAAAAAUAAUGAAAAUAGAAGUAGUAAUAUUAAUAUGAGUUUGAAUAAUUAUUGUAAUAACAAUAAUAAUAAUAAUAAUUACUGUUAUAGCAUAUUUCCGAAUCUGUUGUCUAAUUUUUAUAAUAAUUUUUAUCAAUUUCGUCCGAGUAUUACAUCAAAUAGCGAUAAUUGUAAAAAUAAUAUAUAUAGUAGGAAAUAUAAUAUAAAUGAUGAAAAUAACAAUAUUAGCGAAAAUAACAAUAUUAGCGAAAAUAACAAUAUUAGCGAAAAUAACAAUAUUAACAAAAAUAACAAUAUUAACAAAAAUAACAAUAUUAACAAAAAUAACAAUAUUAAUGAAAAUAACAAUAUUAGCGAAAUAACUGGUUUAAAUACAAUUAAUUCACGAAAUUUAUUAAAUAUAGAAAUUAAUAAUGAUUACAAAAAAGGCUAUAUUAAUGAAGAAAAUGAUAAUUAUUUUAACCCAACAUAUAUGAAUCAAUGCAAUGCAAAAUUAUAUCAUGAAAAAAAUUUAGACAGCAUAAAUAAAGAGACAAAUAUAGAUGCAAUUGACAAAAAUGAUGAAAAUGGGAAAAAUUGCAAAAAUGGGAAAAAUUGCAAAAAUGGCAAAAAUGGGAAAAAUUGCAAAAAUGGGAAAAAUUGCAAAAAUGGCAAAAAUGACAAAAAUGGCAAAAAUGACAAAAGUUAUGAAAAUGGCAAAAAUGACAAAAGUUAUGAAAAUGACGAAAAUUAUGAAAAUGGCAAAAAUGACGAAAAUAAUAAUAUCGAAGAAUUCGAUGAAAACGUUAGCAUCGAUCAUGUACGUAAUGGAAAUGGCUCAAUAAGAAUUAAACACAAUUUAAAUAAUGAAAGAAUAAGGAAUGAAAUUACUGAAGGAAAUAUAAAAAAUGUAGAAUGCCAUAAUAGAGAAUUAAUAAAAUUAAAUAAAAUUUAUAAUAACAAUGAGCAUGCAGAUGAAUAUAUUAAUAAUAGAAAAUCUGAUGAAUUUUAUAGAAAUGAGGAAAAUUAUAAUUGUGAAAUAGUUUCAAACGAUGGGAAAAAUGAAAUAUGCUCAAGUUCACAAAAUACAAAACAAAAAUGUCAUAAUAUUUUGGAAUCAAACAUUAGUAAUUUUAUAGAAGGUGAAGCAUAUACAGAAAACAAAAAUAGCAACAAUUACAUGAAUAAUUAUGAUGAAAUAUUAGAAGACAAUAAUAAAAAUAAUAAUAUUAUUGAUGAUAUAAAUAUAAGAGACAUAGAUAAAGAAAAUGACAAUAACAAUAAUUUUAAUGAUUCUGAAAAUUCUAGAAAUGUAAAUAAUAAUAGAUAUGAAAACAAUAAUUCUGAGAAUAUUAUUUCUACACAUCAAAACCAUGGAAACUUGAAUGGACAUAACAAUUUUCCAUUUUCAUAUAUGAAUCAAGAAACUACUAAUAUAAAUAAUAAUAUUAAAUUUGAAAAUAAUGAUAUAAACUUAAAUACAGAUUUGUUAGAUAAUUCAAAUAAUAUUUCUUAUGACAAUAAUAAUAAUAAUAUUCAAAAGGAUAGCCAAAAUAAUAUCUGCUACCCGCUUCUAAAUAAUGCUCUUCAUAAUUAUAGUGAUAAUAGCCAUUAUUAUAAUACUCAAUUAUUAUUCGGAAAAUAUGAAACUAAUUUUGAAAAUAUAAAUAAAAAUUAUCAAAUAAAUAAUGGAUAUAUAAAUAAUUAUCAUCAAUUGGAAAAUGGAGAUAUAAUGAAUGUUGGAUUGGAUAACAGUUGUAGCAACUAUUGCAAUAAUGAAUCUAAUGAAAAUUCAAAUAACCAUUCAAGUACUUAUUGUGAUGGAUAUUGUAAUGGAGAAUAUGAAAAUUGUAAUAAUUCUGGUAUGGUUUGUGUUUUGGAAAAUAAUCAAAAUAAUCAAAAUAAUAAUUUAAGCGGUUCUGAAAAUAUUCAAAAUGUUAAUAUGAAUUUUAAUGGAUUCAACAUACCAUUUAAUAAUGCAUAUAUGGAAAAUACACAAAAUAAUAAUAAUUUAAAUUAUUUUAAUAAUGGUAAUAUUUAUGAAUUAAAUUCAAAUUUUCAAAAUAUGUCUGAUGAUAGUAAUAAUAAUAAUAUAAACAUUGACAUUUAUAAUAAUUGCAACUCUGGAAAAAUUGAGAAUUGUAACAAUUAUGACAAUAGUACUACCUAUAUAUAUACAAACACUACUUCCACUCCUGUCGACACAAAUAAUGAUAAUUAUGAAAAUUUUGUAUGGAAUAUUUCUAAAGUAUGCAAUAAUGUAGGGAAUCUAUGUUACACCCUCAUUAGUAACAGUAAUACAUUGGGCCAAGGGGUGAGUAAUAAUUUAGAAAAUAGUUUAGAAAAAAUGAACAAUUUUAGGAAUAUAUAUACUUGCUUGGAAAAUAUUAAUAAUGAAGAAAAUUUUAAAAAUACAGAAAAUGGUGAGCAUUUAGAAAAUAAAAAAAAAAGUCAGAAUCCAAAUAAUAAAUCAAUUUCAUCUGGAAUUCAUAAUGAUGAUCAUAUUAAUUCUAGCAAUGAGCCAUUUGGUAGCGAAAAUGAAAAUGAAAAUGGAAAUGAAAAUAGAAAUGAAAAUGAAAAUGCAUAUAAUAAUAAUAAUAAUAAUAAUAAUGUAAAAGACAAUAUGAUGAUUAAUAACAAUCUAAGAUCAGAAAAUACUAAAAAUUAUAUUACUGGCAUUAUAAAUGAAAAUAAACAUUAUGGUUGUAGUUGGAAUGGUUUUGAUUACCCAAUUAAGGCAGAAAUUGAUGAAACACAUUUGAUCAACAUUUAUAAUAAUUUAUAUGAAAAUCAGCAAAUUAAUAUGAUUGAAGAUUCCAAUAUAGUUAAAAAUAUAUAUUCGAAUGAUUCUAUUUAUGCUUAUUUAAAUACAAAAAAUUACUUGGAUACAUUAAAUAAUUUUAAUAACUCUAUGAAAUUUUGUUUUAUGAAUAAUAAGUUCAAUAAUAUAAAUUACGAAAACAAUAAUUAUGAAAAUAAUUAUUGUGUUAAAGACAUUUCCGAAAAAUCAAAUAAUAGUAGCAAGGAAGGUAUUACCAUAAGUAACAUGUGUGAUCAUCAGAUGGAUCAACAUAAUAAUAACAUUCCAAAACAAGGGAUAUUCAAUAAUAACAUUGGCGAACAUUUUAACUUACCCUUUGAUGCAUAUUCUAGUAAAAUUUCUAACGAAGAGUAUGAAAUAAAUUCCUAUCAAAGUAGUAACUAUAGCAGUAAUAAUAGCAAUGCCUCUCAUAAUUAUGACAUACGUGUUAAUGGCCAAAGAAAAGUCCCUAAAGGCACCAAAACUAUAAACCGGACGAGAAUACAAAAAACAAAUUGUAAUCCUGGACGAGUUGCUAAUAAGAGUAAAAGAAAUCAAAAUAAAAAGAACUUAGGGAAAUCCAAUAAAAUUACACCCACAAAACAUUCACGUUUUAAUAUUAAUUGUUGCAAAAAAGAGAAAAAUGGAACCGAAGAAAAGGAAAACAAUUGUUUAAAUUGGAAUGAAUGCAAUCAAACUGGUACCAAUUGUAGAAUAAUAACAACUAGGAAUCAAAUGAAAAAUAGUAAUUCCAACGUAAUCAAUAUUAAUCGAGAAGAACAUGACGAUGAAAAUAAUGACGCAAUUAAUUUACUAAAUAAUAAAAGAGGAAGAAGGCAAAAAGUUAUGAAAAGAGAUAAUAUGGAUAAAAGAGGAAAAAGAUGUAAAAAAGACAAAAAAAAAAAUACUACCAAAGAAGGAGAACUAAAAUUAACAUAUAAAGAGCGCCGUUAUAACAAGAAACAAGAAAUGAAGAGAAAAAAAUAUGAAACUCAAAAAUCAUUGUUAUCAAAUUUAGAUGAUAAUAUAAAAGAAAUGGUUGAUGAAAUUGUUAAAACUUCUUUUUUACUACCAGCAAAGGGUUUGAAAGGCAGAUAUGCAUUAGAUUAUAAUCAUCCUAUUCAUAGUGUUUGGAAAGAUUCAACAAGAGGACAUUGCUCAUGGAGAUGUAGAUGGUGGGAAAAUGGGAGAAGAUUAAGUAAAAAUUUUAAUGUGAAAAGAUUUGGUAAUGAAUGCGCUUUGCGAUUAGCCGUUGCAAUGAAAUUACAUAAAAGUACUCCUAAAGAACAAGAACAUUUAUUAAAGCAACAACGAGAGUUUCUAAAAUUAUGUUAUAAAAAUAGGUGGAUAAAUAAUGAAGAUAAAUGUGAUGAAAAUUGUAUGGAUAAUAACAAUGAUAAUAAUAUUCAAAAUGACGUUGAAACUAGUUCCGAUAAUACUGCUAACAACAAUAUUGAUAAUAAAUCCAAUGAUGCACACACAAAUAGCAACGAUGACGAAAUUAGCGAUCAAUACAAUAAGAACAGCGUGCUAAGUGAUGAGUGUAGUAGCGAAUCAUAA
Molecule: messenger RNA, 7026 nt
Organism: Plasmodium yoelii
Lineage: Eukaryota; Apicomplexa; Aconoidasida; Haemosporida; Plasmodiidae
Product: AP2 domain transcription factor AP2-G
Exons: 1
Coding region: 1-7026 (2341 amino acids)
Source: RefSeq, a predicted model, not a curated record